Arachis stenosperma is the source of this 1205-nucleotide messenger RNA. RefSeq lists its product as uncharacterized. The coding region runs from base 58 to 1074 and encodes 338 amino acids. NCBI's taxonomy places the organism in Eukaryota, Viridiplantae, Streptophyta, Magnoliopsida, Fabales, Fabaceae. The record is from RefSeq and is a predicted model, not a curated record. The transcript has a single exon.
CUCUCAUCUCAUCUUUUAAUUUCUUGUGUGUCUCUUAAAACAAACAAACAAACAAACAUGGACACCAAAAGCCUACAACCUCGAACAAGAACAACCACCUCUGAUGAUUGCCCGCCAAAGUCGCCGGAGUUUGAGUUCUGGAUGGUCCGAAACCCGUCUUGUCCCCAACCCGACAUCCUGUCCGCCGAUGAACUCUUUGUCGACGGCGUCCUCCUUCCUCUCCACCUUGUCUCUUCGAAAACCCAAAUCCAUAACACCGACACGCAACAAACAUCUACUUCCUCAUCACAGCCGGACCCGCCUCCACCUCCUGAGCCAUCUGCCUCCAUAACCGACUCCUCACCCGCCGCCGCCACGCUCUCUUCUUCCAAGCGCUGGAGAGACAUUUUCAGGAAGAGUAGUGAAAAGAAGAACUCGGAGAACAACAACAGUGCACAAGAGAACGAUAAUGAGAAAGACAAAGCCAAGAAGAAAGACAGGAAAGGCGGCGCCUCCACGGCUUCAGCGGCCGAGCUGAAUAUCAACAUAUGGCCAUUCUCCAGGAGCAGGUCAGCGGGGAACGCAGUGACCCGACCCAAGCUCUUUCCCGGAGCUCCGGCGACCCGCAAGACGAACAGCGCGCCUUGUUCUCGGAGCAAUUCCGCCGGAGAAUCCAAGUCCAGGAAGUGGCCCAGUAGCCCGGGUCGGGGCGGGGUCCAUUUAGGGCGGAGCAGCCCCGUUUGGCAGGUCAGGCGCGGUGGCUCCACUUCCAAGAACACAGAACCACUGUUUCUCAACCACGAAAAGUGGUCGAAAAGAGAAACCUCCACGGUGGGUCGCCGGAGUAAGGUCUCGUCAUCCGGCGGGGAAGGUGGAAAAGCGAGAGUUUUGAACAUAAAUGUUCCGACAUGCAUCGGUUACCGAACCCACUUGAGCUGCAGAAGUGAUGUGAUGAACAGUGCCGUUGGUUCUAACAGUACUGUUCGUCCCAGUAACGGUAACGGUAACAGUAACGGUGCUGACGGUGGUAAUGUUGGUUCUAAGCUUUUCAAUUUGCGCAGCCUCUUCAAGAAAACCCUUCUAACCUCUCACUAGUCAUUUCAUUUUUAGCUGAGCCAAUGUCUAUAAUUAUCUAGUUUAAUUUAACUAAUUGCCUACUAGACGUGUAUAUGGAUUAAAAUUUUAUGGAUAAAUGUAUCACGUGAUAUAAUUUUUACAUUUAUAGU